UAAUUUGGUUAAAUUUUGAUCACACUUUCAGAUUUGACAGAUACAAACACGUUAGGUUCUGUUUGAAGAAUUUUCAAAUCUGUAACUUUCGCAGUACAGAACAUUUUUGAGCCGUAUGCGUCUAUAAAUUGAUUAAAAUUUAAAGAAUUAUUUGUUAGCAGGUUUUCAUCGAAAGCACUAUGGAAGAAUACAGUAGAGAACCGUGUCCCUGGAGAAUUGUUGAUGAUUGUGGUGGAGCGUUUACUAUGGGCCUUAUUGGAGGUGGUGUAUUUCAAAGUAUUAAAGGAUUUCGGAACGCACCUUCCGGCAUUAGUCGUAGAUUUAUUGGAAGUUUAACAGCAAUCAAACAAAGAUCUCCUAUCAUAGCUGGUAAUUUUGCAGUUUGGGGUGGCAUGUUUUCGACAAUUGACUGCGCUCUGAUUCACAUACGAAAGAAAGAGGAUCCAUGGAAUUCUAUCAUUAGUGGUGCAGCUACAGGAGGAAUUUUAGCGGCGAGAAACGGCUUACCGGCAAUGGCAGGAAGUGCUCUCAUUGGUGGAAUGCUGUUAGCCCUAAUUGAAGGCGUUGGUAUUAUGUUUACGCGUUUAUCUGCAGAACAGUUUCAACCACAAUUGCCACCAUUAGAAGAUCCCACACAGUUGGGACCGUUGCAGACCAAUUCUUUUCAGUAGUGUACUUAUAAGAGAUAGUAAAAUAAAUUGUGAUCUUUUUAACAUUUCGUUACCUUGUAAGUUUUUAUUUAGUAAUUGUACUGCGAAAGUAAAGUAGGUAGUAUAUGCAACGUGUGUAUAUAACAAAUAAAGAAAUUGUUAUAAGUAUUUUUUUGCAA
Photinus pyralis (common eastern firefly) is the source of this 829-nucleotide messenger RNA. RefSeq names its product mitochondrial import inner membrane translocase subunit Tim17-B. The record is from RefSeq and is a predicted model, not a curated record. Gene Ontology annotation, molecular function: transmembrane protein transporter activity. The transcript has 3 exons. Lineage: Eukaryota; Metazoa; Arthropoda; Insecta; Coleoptera; Lampyridae. Gene Ontology annotation, biological process: protein import into mitochondrial matrix. Gene Ontology annotation, cellular component: TIM23 mitochondrial import inner membrane translocase complex; mitochondrial inner membrane. Bases 180 to 671 code for a protein of 163 amino acids.